UAUUAAGUGCUCCUCCUGGUGUCAGAGUUUCUUUGCCUUCAAUAAUAUCAACAUGCAGGGUGGUGAUGAUGAUGAUGCAGUGGAGAAGAAAAUGAGGGUUUGUUUGGUUUGGGAAGAUUUGACGGUGGUGGCUCGCCAAGAUCAUAGCGGUGGUUCAAAAAGGAAACUCUUAAAUGGCUUAAAUGGUUAUGCAGAAUCUAACAGGAUGAUGGCAGUUGUUGGUCCUUCAGGAUCUGGGAAAUCCACUUUAAUUGGUGCACUUGCAGGAAUACUUCCCACCAAUGUUAGCAUGACUGGAAAUGUCCUGCUCAAUGGGUCCGAGAGAAGAAGAGGCUGCAGAGACAUUUCAUACAUUACUCAAGAAGAUUAUUUCUUGGGCACUCUAACAGUGAGGGAAACCCUCACAUAUGCUGCACAUUUAAGGCUUCCUUCAAACAUGACUAAAAAUGAGAUUGACGAGGUGGUAACCAAGACAUUGGAUGAAAUGGGACUGGAAGAUAAUGCAAAUACCAGACUUGGGAAUUGGCACAUGAGAGGCAUAAGCAAUGGAGAGAAAAGAAGGCUUAGCAUAGGCAUUGAAAUCUUAACACAACCUCAAAUCAUGUUUCUUGAUGAACCCACAAGUGGGUUGGACAGUGCAUCUUCUUUCUAUGUGAUCUCAUCUCUGAGAAGCAUAGCCCAUGAUGGAAGAAUAGUUAUCUGCUCUAUUCACCAGCCAUGUAGUGAAGUUUUCAACCUUUUUGAUGAUCUGGUCAUCCUUGCAGGAGGUGAAACAGUGUAUUUUGGAGAAAGAACUAUGGCUUUAAAGUUCUUUGCUGAUGCAGGGUUCCCUUGUCCAACAAGAAAAAAUCCUCCAGAGCACUUCCUUCGUUGUGUUAGUCCUGAGUUUGAUAGUGUUGUUGCAACCUUAAUAGACUCCAGAAAUGGAAAUGAAGCUUCACCCUCAGGCAAUUCUCUAAUGAGUAUGACAACAGAGGAGAUUAAAUUGAAACUCAUACUGAAGUACAGGUUUUCCGUGUACUCAGAUAAAGCAAAGAAAAAAAUCAGAGAAAUCAAACUAAGAGAAGAACCUUUUAUUGGGAGGACAUAUGAUACCAGUAGUCUGAAGCAGCUAUGCACACUGACAAAUAGAUCACUCUUAAACAUGAGCAGAGACAUUGGUUACUACUGGUUAAGAAUGUUGUUCUUUAUCUUGCUCUCAGUGAGUGCUGGUUUUAUUUGCUUAAAUAUAGGAACAAGCUAUGAAGCAAUCUUGUCAAGAGGCAAGUUUGAUGGAUUCAUUUAUGGCUUCAUGAUCUUCCUCUGUGUUGGAGGCUUACCCUUUUACCUAGAGGAAAUAAAGGUCUUCAAGCGCGAAAGGUUUGGGAGGCAUUAUGGGGAGGCUGUCUAUGUGCUGUCACAUUUCCUCUCAUCAUUACCUUUUGUCAUUGCAAUUUCCCUCUCUUCAGGAGCAACACUUUACAACAUGGUGAAAUUUCAUCCAGGCUUCUCUCAUUACUGCUAUUUUAGCAUAAACCUACUUUUCAGCAUUUCUGUGGCAGAAGGGUGCAUGCUAUCUAUUGCAGCAUUUGUGUCCAACCAAUUGUUAGCCCUUGGAGCUGCAACUGGUGUAACUGUAUUCAUGAUGAUGCCAUCUAACUUAUUCAGAAGUCUAACAGACAUUCCAAAAUUCUUCUGGCGCUACCCCAUGUCCUACAUCAGCUACAUUGCAUGGUCAAUACAGGGCCAAUUCAAGAAUGACCUGAUUGGACUUGAAUUUGAACCAUUGGUGCCAGGGGAUUCUAAGAUAAAGGGUGAAGUGAUACUAAGUGACAUGUUUGGAAUUGAACCAAAUUAUUCAAAAUGGUGGGAUUUAGCAGUGCUGGCUUGCUUAUUAGUAUUUUAUAGAUUGCUAUUUUUCUUGGUUCUUAAGUACAAGGAGAGAGCUUCAUCACUAUUACAAACCAAAAAGAGUUUGAUGGGCAUUUUACUCAAGAGACCUUCAUUGAAGGACACAUAUAUUUCUUCUAAGCGACACCGUUCCAUGUAUCCUUUGUCAGAACAAGAGGGGCUUUCCUCACCAAUGGCCUAAUUUUUGUUUUUGUUUUCUUCUUCUUAAGUUUUGCUUUGUCUCAUAUACCUUAGUGAUAAAAAAAUGUAGUAUUAGAUUUGUACUUAUUGGACACAGCAAUAUAGUGUCCUUAUUUGUGCACAGUUUGCAGUUUGCACUGCAAACUGUUUAUAGUAAAUGUUAACUCAAUAGUCAUUUUGAUA
Messenger RNA from Lotus japonicus, 2253 nucleotides. RefSeq names its product ABC transporter G family member 15-like. Gene Ontology annotation, molecular function: ABC-type transporter activity; ATP binding; ATP hydrolysis activity. The transcript has 9 exons. The coding region runs from base 53 to 2071 and encodes 672 amino acids. Gene Ontology annotation, cellular component: membrane. NCBI's taxonomy places the organism in Eukaryota, Viridiplantae, Streptophyta, Magnoliopsida, Fabales, Fabaceae. The record is from RefSeq and is a predicted model, not a curated record.